This is a messenger RNA of Pongo pygmaeus (Bornean orangutan), 5429 nucleotides long. It is a transcript of the gene LRRC56, whose product is annotated as leucine rich repeat containing 56. The transcript has 14 exons. Bases 3152 to 4780 code for a protein of 542 amino acids. NCBI's taxonomy places the organism in Eukaryota, Metazoa, Chordata, Mammalia, Primates, Hominidae. The record is from RefSeq and is a predicted model, not a curated record. Gene Ontology annotation, molecular function: protein binding.
UCUGUCAGGAGCCGCGGUCGGGCGGGGCUUCCGGGAGCAACGCGGGAGGCGGAGCCAGGAGGGCCGCGGCCUCGCGGGGUUGGGCUCGGCUGGAGACGGGACCCGAGUUCGGGGUUGCUCGAGGAGGGCGAGGGAGCCGGUGUCUGGGGGCCUGGGGCGGCAUCUUUGAGCAGGGCCCCGGACUCUCCCGGGAACAGGCCGGCGAAAGAACCCGACUCAGCGGUGCCGGUGCACCAGAGGCCCUCCCUGCGCCGGCAGUGCGGCGCCGCCCACCGCGGAGGUCCCGGGGCUACGGGCUGGGGAAAGGCUGGGAUCCACCGGGACCAAGGCGGGAUGCUCGGAGCUGGGGGCCCCCGGGUGGCCGCGGGGUCCGGUUGCCCGGCUCCCCUUCCGCGCAGGUGGAGCGGCCGCGCACCCCACCUACCACCACGCACCCCAGCUCCCCUACUCCCACCGCAACCCACCCCGAGGACGGCUUGCAGCCCCGGUGGGGUUCCAGGCGGCGGGCGCACCCGUGUGCCCUGGGGCCAGGCGUGAGAACGCCCCCUCCACCACUCUCCUCUUACUCGGGCCUGCGUGGCAGGCGACCCUGCCCGCCCAAGCCCCCCAAACUUGAGGUUCCAACCCUGCAGAAGCUCAGCGUGGUCCAGUUAAACCGUACCCACAAGUUGCCACAGGGGAGCGAAGUGCCCAGAGCUCACCCCAAGCACAUAGAUGCACAUCCUAGCUGUUUCAAACCCAAAAAGACAUGUUUUUAACAUUUUUUUAAAUUGCAAAGGAAUCAGAAAUACAUCCUCAUUAAAAAACAAAAAGGGCCGGGCGCGGUGGCUCACGUCUAUAAUCCCAGCACUUUGGGAGGCCGAGGCGAGUGGAUUACUUGAGGUCAGGAGUUCAAGACCAGCCUGGCCAACAUGAUGAAACCCCGUCUCUACUAAAAAUACAAAAAAUUAGCCGGCUGCAGUGGCGCGCGCCUGUAAUCCCAGCUACUCGGGAGGCUGAGGCAGGAGAAUUCGCUAGAACCCGGGAGGCGGAUGUUGCGGUGAGCCGAGAUCGCGCCACUGCACUGGGCAACAGAGCGCUACUUCGUCUCAAGAAAAAAAAAAAAAAAAAAAAGGCGUUUUACAGUCAGGCAAACCCUGCCUCUGCCCAGUCCAGCGCCCGCCUCGCCCUCCUGCGCCGGUCGCUGCUGAGCCGGGGCUCCACCCACGUGCGGUCCCGGGGGUCCCGCCUGCCGUCCGUCCACCGCGCGGUCGCAGUCAGAGCUUGGCUUGGGGCGGACGCGCAUGAACGCGGGUGAGAGGCGGCGACUGAACGGCGGGCGGCAGCGUGUCCCGCGGGCCGGGCACUCGGGCGCGCUCCGGCGUCCCGUCUGUUUUUCCUGGUCCUCGGGGGCGCUUCCCCUGGUGCUUCCUUUUGCCGCCGGCCUCACUUCCAAGCGAAGGUCAGGACGGCAGGCCUCGGCCCCAGGGGCGACCCUUCCACCUGGGAAAGGUGGGCGCGAGCCUCCAGCAGAGACCGCCUUUACCGGCCCCGCGUGGGAAGCGCCAGGAUCGCGAGGAAACGCGACACGCGCACCGCGACGGCCCGGGCACGGAGCCGCAGGAAGCUGGCACCUGACGCGCCUGCGCCCACCCGAGUUGGUGGCGCGUCACCUCCCCCUGGGAUCCCCCCCAGCAGGGGCGCCCACGCAUGUGCCAGCCCACGUGGCCCCGCCCUGGCGACCGUUGCUAAGGGGCGUGGCUCAGCCGCACGGAACCCGAGCCUCCUGCGACUUAUAAAUAUUUGCGUAUUCAAAUGAGACUCGGCUCCCGUUGCCAUGGCGCCCUGGCUGCAACCCCGCGGCCGGAAGAACAGCCUGGAGUAGGAGACAGCGCCUGGCGGCGGAGGGUGCCCAGGGCCGAGCUGCCAGGGCACCUAGGCUGAGCCCUCAGACCAGGCCACCGAGGCACCCGGAGCCUGAGCCGCUGCCCCGCUCCAACACUCCCACCCACCACCUCUGUCAACAGCCUGGCCACUCGCCUGGCGCAGGGGCAGCUCUAGACGGGAUGGAGAGGAUGCAUCUUCAAUGCCUACACGUGGUCAACAGAUAAAAGCCACUGCCAGAACGUUCUAAGUGGCUACAUGUGCGUCUGCCUGUUCACGGAUUCCUUCGACAAAUAUUUGAGCAUCCCCUCCUGCGACUGUGGACAGCAGAGGAGCACGCAGGCUACGUGCAGGCCACGUGCAGGCCACGUGCAGCCCACAGCUCUGGGGCGAGGCAGGCCCUCAACCGAACACGUAUAGAGACGGGGUUUCACCGUGUUAGCCAGGAUGGUCUCGAUCUCCUGACCUUGUGAUCCGCCCACCUCGGCCUCCCAAAGUGCUGGGAUUACAGGUGUGAGCCACCGCGCCCGGCCAGACGUCUGCAUCUUUAAGGGGGCAACACCAGCUGGGCCCAUGGAUAGUCAGGUCCUGGGCUGACCUGCUCACCUCUAGGUGCUGUGACCUCAGCCUGGCCCAUUCUAGGUUCCCGUGGGCACAGUAACCUGGCCAGGAAGCCACCCUGACUCUUGCAGGUACUGCCUGAGGGCACAUGCCGCCUCCUUGCCUGGAUGUUUGACCCACAGCAGGAGAAGGCGGCUGCCUGCAGGUGAAGGGACUCGGCUGGCACACAGGGGUGGGGUAGAGGAAGGCCUGGGACUUGAUCCUGGACCCCAGGCUCAGAGACCAUCAGGUGGAGAAGGACCCAUAGCCCACAGCUUGAGGCAGCACCGGGAGCCCCACAGCCACAGGCAGCUGGCCCGGCACCCCAGGCUCACAGCCCUUGUGGGCCUCAGGUGGGGAGGCCUGGAGCCAGCACGCCCUGCGUGGACCCUGAGCAUUGGCAGAAACACAGGGAGGGUGUCCUACGAAGAGAGAGGGGUCGAGCCAAGGCUAGGGGAGGGGAGCGUGAGGCCCUCCAGGCUGAAACUAAGCAGACAAGGGCCCCAUGAGGCCCAGCCAAGCUAGGAGUCUUCUCUAGGCUCGGGGUGGGGGUGGGUGCCAAGGGCUUGCUGUGGUGGGGGGGAGGCGGGGGGUUGAGGGCUGGGCCAGGGUCUCAGCCGGGCUACAGAGGAGGAGGAGCAACAGCUUGGAGCUUUGCGCUGUGCCCCUGUCAGCAGGUUACAUGUGAAUGGAUCCGGGCUGGGACAGAUCCCGUGGGCCUCGGCCGAGCACCUCCAGCGUCCGGGUGCGGGAGCUCAGCUGGCAAGGCCUGCACAACCCCUGCCCACAGAGCAAGGGCCCUGGCAGCCAGAGGGACAGCCUUGGAGAGCAGCUGGUGGAAGAGUACCUGUCCCCUGCCCGGCUGCAGGCCCUGGCCCGGGUGGAUGACCUUCGGCUGGUGAGGGCGCUGGAGAUGUGUGUGGACACUCUUGAGGGCAGCCUGGGGAACUUUGGGGUGCACCUGCCCAACCUGGACCAACUGAAGCUGAACGGCAGCCACCUGGGCUCCCUGAGGGACCUGGGCACGUCUCUGGGCCACCUGCGGGUGCUGUGGCUGGCUCGCUGUGGCCUCGCUGACCUGGAUGGCAUCGCCUCUUUGCCAGCACUUAAGGAACUCUACGCCUCCUACAACAACAUCUCGGACCUGAGCCCGCUGUGCCUGCUGGAGCAAUUGGAGGUGCUGGACCUGGAGGGCAACAGCGUGGAGGACCUGGGGCAGGUGCGCUACUUGCAGCUGUGCCCACGCCUGGCCAUGCUUACUCUGGAGGGCAACCUGGUGUGCCUACAGCCGGCCCCCGGCCCCACCAACAAGGUGCCCAGGGGCUAUAACUACAGGGCAGAGGUGAGGAAGCUCAUCCCCCAGCUGCAGGUCCUGGACGAAGUGCCGGCUGCACACACAGGCCCACCGGCCCCCCCGCGGCUGAGCCAGGACUGGCUUGCAGUGAAGGAGGCCAUCAAGAAGGGUAACGGCCUCCCCCUGCUGGACUGUCCCCGUGGAGUCCCCAUCCGGCGACUUGACCCCGAGCUGUCCCUGCCUGAGAUGCAGCCCCGGGCCUCCAGGCCCUGGCCCUUCUCCCUGCUGGUCCAUGGGGGCCCCCUGCCCGAAGGCCUGCUUUCUGAGGACCUGGCCCCAGAAGAUAACACCAGCAGCCUCACCCAUGGUGCUGGCCAAGUCCUCUGUGGGAACCCCACCAAGGGCCUGCGGGAGCGUAGGCACCAGUGCCAGGCCAGGGAGCCCCCGGAGCAGCUGCCCCGACACGGGCCAGGAGAUCCGGCCGCCAGCACCUCCACCCCAGAGCCUGACCCUGCAGACAGCUCUGACUUUCUGGCCUUGGCUGGGCUUAGGGCCUGGAGGGAAUGUGGCGUGCGCCCCCUCCCCUAUAGGCACCCGGAGUCCCAACAGGAAGGGGCUGUAGCCCCCUGGGGCCCACGGAGGGUCCCUGAAGAGCAAGUGCACCAGGCAGAGCCCAAGACUCCCCCCAGCCCCCCAAGCCUGGCCUCAGAGCCCUCCGGGACCUCGAGCCAGCACCUGGUCCCUUCACCUCCCAAGCACCCAAAGCCACCAGAUUCUGGCAGCAGCUCCCCGCGGUGGUCGACAGACCUGCAGUCCAGAGGGCGUCGGCUCCGAGCCCUGGGCAGCUGGGGGCCUGGCCUGGGUGAUGGGGUGGCUGCAGUGCCUGUCCUGAGAGCCCUGGAGGUGGCCUCAGGCCUGAGCCCACUAGCCCAGGGACGUCCUGGCCCAAAGCCAGCACCAGAUGCAGCAGCCAGACCUCCCAGGGCAGCUGAACUCUCUCACCCCAGCCCCGUCCCCACUUAAUGUGGUCCCCACUGCCAAGCUUGCCUGUGCUGGGGCCACGACUUGCCCACAUAUGUGGUCACAGAGCACAGAACACCUGGGCAGGUGUGUUGGGGGGUGGAAGGAGUGCCUGGCCCUGGGGAGGACCCUCUUGGUGGAGGGGAGUGGCGGACUGGGACCAGCCAGGGAGGCAGCAGAGGCUGGAACCCAGUUUAGGCCCCCAACUGGGUUUGGCCUGGGGAGGGAGGGUCCUGCUACCCAGCCCUUCCUUAGGGCCAGGCUUUCCCGCGGGCACGGGGGUGGGGGGUGGUCACCGGAGCAGGCCUGUCAGAGGCCUCUCCUGCUAGAGCUGGGCAUGGCCAAGGGGCAGGGACUAGAGCUGCGAGUCCACCACUCCCUUGCCGGCCCCAGGGUAAGAGCCACCUCCUAGGCCGCAGUGGCCGAAGGUCCCAGCUGCUCGCCCGAGGCCGCCGGGGGUGUGGUCCAGGCCUCCCGUCUCCGGGGGAUCUGUAGGGUUCCCGCGCCGCGAUAGGGCGGCCCGUUCCCUCCUCUUGGCGCAGGACGCCCCGGAACCCAAGGGCAACAUUUUCAACUCUCAGGUGUACAGAAAUGCGGUUUACUCUGUAGGCCACGUUGGUUCAAUAAAUGAUGCAGCGGACACGGCCCGCCC